AUGUCGGACACAUCUGAAGAAGCUUGUGACAGACCAAAUGACAAGGACGAAAACGCUUGCCGUGAUUUUGUUCGAGGUAUAUGCGAAAGAAAAUUUUGUAAAUACAAACACGAUAACGAAAUUCGUCGUUUAAAUUUCUGCCAUGAUUAUCAAAAUAACAUUUGUCCAAGGCUUAAUUGCAAGUUCAUUCACUGUACUACCGAAGAAGUUGAACAGUACAAAAAAUCCGGCGAAAUGUCCAACCAAAUCCUUGCAGAAGCUACAAGGAAAAAUCAGUUGCCUGGUAGCGCGCCAAUUUGCAAUCAAUUCAAAAAAGGCGUGUGCAGAAGGACUCACUGUAAGUUCAGGCACAUCACCAAGGAACAAGAGGAACAAGAAAUUUUGGAAUUAGUUCAGAAUAAUAUUCAAAGGAAACAAGGAAAUUUGAACGCGCCUGAAUCCAAUUUCAGUGGCGUCGGAUCUCUGAAUGGUGCCCAUAGACGUAAUGGAGUGAGCUACGAGGAAUAUCAAGACAGUGGUCUGCCAUUAGCAAAGCGAAGGUUUGCUGCCGCUGAAGAAAUGCUGAAUAGGGAACUUCAAUUGGAGGCUGAUAGGACACGGCCUGUUUUCAAAGGUUAUUUUACUGGUAGUCCUCCUCCAGGGGUUCUCAAUAGGGCGGAUGCAAGGACACUUAUGCUUGAAGAAGAAAAUGCUCUUCUCCAUAAUGAAAUCGCCCAGUUAAAAAAGCAAGUUCAAGACCUAACAGCCACUAACGAGUUUCUGCUAGACCAGAACGCCACCUUGCGGGUUACCAGUAAACAAACCGCUGUGAAUAUGCCCGCUGUUACCUUGACCAAUACAAAUACUCAGCCUCAAGUUAUCAGAACGGUAACGGCCAGCGUUGCCACAGUUCCUGUGAGCUUGGCAACAGUGACGACCGGUACGCCAGUGAUGUCGGGAAAUCCGGUUUCGAUUGCUGGCUGUCCCACUGUCAGUAUAGCGUCGCCAGCGCAGAUUUUGGCGCCUAGUCAACAAAUUUUAGUUACAACUAACCCAGGUCAACAGCUAGCCCUGGCUACAUCAACUCAGCAGUUAACUUCCCAAGCUCAGCACAUGGCGAACCAACAGUUGGCUCUCGCCAACGCCUCCCAGCAACUAACAAAUCAAUCGCAACAACUACAAUUGGCGGGCAACCCUCAAACCCACCACCAGCAGCUCAACCAACAACUGACUUCGCAAGCGCAGCAGCUCGCCAAUCAGCAACUCACUUCUCAAGCUCAACAAUUGGCUCUGGCCAAUACCACGCAACAAUUGACUUCGCAGGCGCAGCAGUUGGCUUUGGCGAAUACAGCUCAACAGUUGACCGUAGCCAACGUUCCAACUCAGCAGCUGACGCUAGCGAACGCGACUCCUCAGCUAUUGGCAGCGACUACUCAGCAACAAAUCGAGUUACACAGAAAUAAUCAGAUUGCGAUUAAUACGUCGCAGGCUAUAGCAAUGUCAAAUGCUACUCAGCCAAUGGUUUCUUUUCCUAUAAUGACUCAAAGUUUGACUCAUCCGAUGGCUCAUUAG
Messenger RNA from Ceutorhynchus assimilis (cabbage seed weevil), 1551 nucleotides. NCBI's taxonomy places the organism in Eukaryota, Metazoa, Arthropoda, Insecta, Coleoptera, Curculionidae. The record is from the annotation of a GenBank genome assembly.